AUGGUUUUUCCGACUUCGAGCGUAGGCGGCCCCUCUGCACUGCAGACAAGGAAUGCCGAAGCUUCGGGGCCACGCAUGCCCCGCUCAACUGGACAGCCCGAGAGGGGAGGAAGUUCCGCGGUGGGUCAGCUCUCAGCCACAAACCCGAAAGAUAGACGGGACGCACCGCGGGGAGAAAGUUCGGGUAGCCAUAAGCAGGAGCGCUUUGCGUGGGGCGACGUCCGUGGCGAGCAUUCUGCUCCCACUGACACUCCUCGGUCCUACCAAAGCUGUCGGCCUGCUAGUUCCACGCGGCUAAGGCCCAGUCAACAGCUCAGUGGAAUUGGUCAACUUGGCAGCAACGCGAGUGUGACGAAGCAGCGCGGAAAGUGCUCACCAACAAAGGGAAGCAAGAGACUCCUUUCUUCAGUGGAGAUGCAAGACCUCAGCCAUCAAGCGAGCGCGGACACUGCGGACCAUCGAACCAAGAGCAGAUAUCACUUCCUUGUACCGUUCCGCACACUGUCCCGGAGCAGCUCUCGCAUCGACGACAGAAGGCUGAAAUACGUCUCCUCAGGGGUUCGAGAGGAGGGUAAGAGUUCCAUCGAGUCAGAACGACAUGCAAAUAGUCGAUCUCUGCUGGCUUCACUGGACGGACAAAAUGAGCAGGAAUCUCCGAUUUUUUCUAGAGCAAACAGUGGUGCAAAGCACGAAGAGAAAACGUGGUCACGGCACUCUUCGCGGGCGCCUGCUGCCGAGGAUGUUUCAGAUCGGGGUGAGGAGGAUGGCGAAAAAGGGGAGGCUUCUGACACAGUACGGUCCGGAACAGAAGGACAUGCGCCUGUCGGAAACAAGUUGGACGUUCCUACUGCCCGAUCACGCGUAUUCAAACAACCUGAACAAACCAAGAGAUCCAGUUCCAAGAGUACAGUGGAACCUCGCGGCCCGUCGCAGCCCCUCAGCUCUGUACGACGUGGAUCGAAAACACUGUUUACAAAGCAACACAGCACAAGCAAGCUCGAGGAAGAACCCCACUCUCCAGAAAAAGAACGAAACUUCAGCUCAGUUAGACGGCCUUCUUCGAGUAGCAAGAGAACACCCAGUCCCAGUAGAGGACUGAGGUCUGGUAAUUCAGGCAAACAAAGAAACUCCAGUAACCAGCCCGGCAAAACAAAACAUGCUGCGCUGGAAACAUUUAGAAAAACGAGCAGCAGUGGUGGCUGCUUGCGUGAAGAAUCUCGAGAGAGAAGAAACACGAAAACGCCUUAUUCCACUGCGACCGUUAAACCUCAGCACUCGCGCACCAAAAUGAUGCACAAUGACUCUGGUGGUACCUCUCCUCACAAGCACCGAAGUAAAUACAAGCGAAAGAAUGAUACCAGCACGGGGUCAAAGGAGAACUCGCCUGAAAAACAAGCAUCACCUUCCAUGCUUUCUAAAAAGAAACACGGAAGGAGAGGCGGUAGCAACGAUUGCGGCAAGGACAGACAUACCGAAUCCGAAGCGCGAACACACUCCUCUCGCACUCGGGACCUUGAUUUACCAGAGAAAACACCGACACGCCUGCAUUUAAAUUCAAACUCACGAGGAAGCUCGCGGGAUCCAGGUCGCCAUUCUUCUACGGAGGACCCUCGCGAGAGAGACCCGUCACGGAGGCGAUACGAAAGAUCACCGCCGAAGACGCUUGCAAGCGUCCAUAGCCAGAAACAGGACGGCGAGGGGGAACAGGCUUUCUCGUCAAACCAUGCCAGCCAAAGGCCUCCCAAUUCCGAAGCUAUUAGCAAACAGAACCCAAGCGAGACAGCAAAAAGGCCGGAGCGCUCGCGGGAAACGUCCCUCGAGCGAUGCCGACAACAACCGGAAUCUCCACGGAAAACUCCUCUUGGGAGUAAGAACUUGUGUACUUCUCUUCCUAGCAGUAGCAGUGACCACCCACAAGAAGACAGCAAACAGUCUAGGAAGAGAGAUGGAAACCAAACACGGUCUUUGAGUAGAGCUCCGUCUGACCAGCCUGGCGACGACUCUGAGGCUGUUGGCGCUUCUCCCAUUCCUCCUAGAAAGCAUCGACCAGAGCAGAUCCUUGGUCGUGCUUUCUCGGGUGAUUCAGCGGAGGCUGUCACGGAGGAAGAGCUGUCGUGUGGCCCUGCUGGCCUGAGCUGUCAACGAUCAAAGGCUAAUUCCAGACGCAGUCUCAUCGACCAUGCCGUUCUGGCAGGUGAAACUCAAGGCCUGCUUCUGGAGCAACUGGGAGUCUCUCCUUCGUUGUACCGGAGUGUCGGCGCCUCUGACCUCAUCAAGGCGGGAUCGAAAGACAACACUGGCGCCGCAGCUACGCUCUCUUCAGAGAAAAACGGUCUUCCUGACGACAGCGGCCUGCCGACUACCACACUGAUUUCAAAGAACCUCUUGCACCGUCCAGACGGUGGUCAUACUGCACGCACGACAACUUGUCCGUCUCACGACAGAUCUGACUUCGCUGCCUUAGUCCGCGCCGCCUCUCGCUCGCUUCAGACGGCCCAGGAAAUCCUUGCUAGAAGCAGGGACAAUCUUCUCCGAUCACCGUCUCUCCCACCUACACCAGCAACCCCGGUGCUUCCACCCAAGCGCUCAAGCGAACAACCACACUCGCCCGCGCUGUACUCGGAGGAAGGGCCGACGAGGACGAACCAAGUAAACGAGGGAGUAGUUGCAAAGCUCAGUCCAGAGCGAAAGUUCACAAACGAGCAGUCUGAGCAAAGAUGCAGUGGAAAGAGUGACCCGGAUCCGGUUUCCCGAGUUGUUGAGGCUGCACCUCCCUGCACUGACCAAACCUUAGUGUGCAGCAAAAAUGCUUCGAAGAUGACCUCCGCCGAUGCCGCUCAUUACCACAAGUCCCCUCUCAACGCUAACAGGUCCUUACAGCGUCCAGCGCGCAAGCCCCAGGAGUCGGAAAGAAUGAGGGCAGCAGCCGGUGCGGGGGAAUUCUGUGAACCAGCAGGAAAUUACACGAAUACGGGAACGCUCCAGGAUCCGCCUCGCGGGCCUCAAGAAACCUGCAACUCAAGCAACACCGCAAUGCCUGCUCCCUUUAACGAUUCGGGACCGGCAGCUGAACCGUUCCACAGUUGUUCCACAGAAAUCGACACAGGCCUUACCGCCUCGUCGCACUGCAAUCGAAAAGCGUACGGCUGCCCGCCUCGCAGCUUUCACGUUCCUGACAAAACAGAGGCGGAAGAUAUCGCGGCGCAACACAACGGUUUGAAUCAGGUACUCCGCUGUAAUGCCACUUCACACCGUUCGCCACCGGUCAGCCUCCAUGCGGGACAGGAAUAUAGGUCACCGUAUUUCAUGGUGCCGCUAGAAGAGAAUGUGAGCAUCACUCGCGAGUACCGAAAGCCUCCCCCGUAUAGUCCGCUGGAUCUCGCAAAGAGCUCUUCCUUGUACACAAGGAGCACAGAGGUCGUUCCCACGAUCUUCUCUUCUGGUUUGUGUCCAUCAAGUGCGCAACGCUCAUCACUGAAAACCAGCACCCCGGUCGUCCAGCCUUUCGGGCAGAGUUCGUGCGGCGCAAAGCUGUCAGGCCUCGAAGCAGCGACAAGCGAAGCGGAGCCAUUUGGCAAGAAAACGAGCAGCUUGUGUCACCAGCUUGCCUACGGGGACACGCGCAUUCUGUGGGAUUCUCCGUCUGACACUUUGUCGCGGUACAAACAGGUGAAGACGCCAAUGGCGGAGCUUCCGCCACAGUCGGCUCUGGAAACCACGAUUGGCCGCGAAUUCCUGCCAUCUUCGCCUGCUCCCGAGACAAAGAAACACACCUUUCCGAGGGCUCACAGCUUUCGAGUGAGCACGGGCACGCUGCCUGAAUUCUUAGCCAUUUCGAAUGUAUCACAAACAGCCAAGUCUCGCUUUGACUAG
Molecule: messenger RNA, 3873 nt
Organism: Toxoplasma gondii ME49
Lineage: Eukaryota; Apicomplexa; Conoidasida; Eucoccidiorida; Sarcocystidae
Exons: 3
Coding region: 1-3873 (1290 amino acids)
Source: RefSeq, a predicted model, not a curated record